AUGUCAUCCUUCAGAACGUCGAGGACAGCGCUCCGCGCCAUUGCGCGCUCCACGAGGCAAAUCAGAUCGGCCCCCGCCGCGCAGCGAUCGAGACAUUUCGCGAGCCAUCACCCCUCCAGCCUGCCCGCGGCCGUAUCCUCCGGCCUUCUGCAGCAGAGUCGACUGCCUCGCAGUCCGACGCACCAGCAGCCCCAACAAAGACAAUCGCCCUUCGCCGGGCGUCAGGGCGCCGUCCGCACAAUCUUCAUACAGACGGAGUCGACCCCGAACCCGGACGCCAUCAAAUUCCUCCCGAACCACCGCAUCCUCCCCGAGACGAUCUCGAGCCCCUUCAUCGAGUACAUGAACCCGCGCUCGACCAUCGCACCGCCGUACCCCUCCCCGCUGGCCGCCCAGCUGAUGAACAUUGACGGCGUCACCUCCGUCUUCUACGGCGCCGACUUCAUCACGGUGACCAAGGCCGCCGAUGCUAAUUGGGCACACAUCCGUCCCGAGAUCUUUGCGCUCAUCACCGAGGCCAUCACUUCUGGCCAGACGAUCGUCAACGUCGUGGAAAAGAAGGACGGCGCCGCGGCGCCCGAGGCCGAGGAGGAGGACAGUCUCGCGUACGACGAGAACGACAGCGAGGUGGUCGGUAUGAUCAAGGAGUUGCUCGAGACGAGGAUACGACCCGCAAUUCAGGAGGACGGUGGCGACAUUGACUUCCGUGGCUUCACGGACGAGGGCGUCGUUCUGCUGAAGCUUCGCGGUGCCUGCCGCACGUGCGACUCCAGUACCGCCACCCUGAAGAACGGCAUCGAGAGUAUGCUGAUGCACUACAUUGAGGAAGUCAAGGGUGUCGAGCAGAUCAUGGACGAGGAAGAAGAGGUUGCCCUCAAGGAGUUUGCCAAGUUCGAGGAGAAGCUCAAGGCGCAAAAGGGCGUCGAGGCCAUCGCCUAA
Messenger RNA from Colletotrichum siamense, 939 nucleotides. RefSeq names its product NifU-like protein. Gene Ontology annotation, molecular function: iron ion binding; iron-sulfur cluster binding. The coding region runs from base 1 to 939 and encodes 312 amino acids. Lineage: Eukaryota; Fungi; Ascomycota; Sordariomycetes; Glomerellales; Glomerellaceae. Gene Ontology annotation, biological process: iron-sulfur cluster assembly. The transcript has 2 exons. The record is from RefSeq and is a predicted model, not a curated record. Gene Ontology annotation, cellular component: mitochondrion.